GGAGUGUUAAAGACAGAGAGAGAUGGUUGAGAAGGAGUUGCUGAUGGUGUUCUCUGUUUGGUGAUCGCUGUGAGCAGAUGAUGGUGAUGAUAGUAUUGAAAGCUGUGCUGGUGGGGUGUGUGUGGGUGAGUGUGUGGCCUGCACGGUGUGUGUGUUUUUCACGUGGGGCGGGUUCUUCUUCCUGCGUGGAUAUGAAGCCCGGCCACAUCAGUGCUCAGCCGCCUUACACACACUCUUCUGUUGCCAUACACACCAGCAGUAGCAUCUACCUACCGCAACACACACUCAUGGUGAGUGUGCGCAGUUCCCGGGCGUUUAUGGGCUUGCUGUUGCAGGCUCGCUCUGUGCCAGAGGACCGUGUGGUUGGAGGGCAGUUCACGCUGUAUCCUCUGGGAACACACACUCUCUCCUGCGUCUCCACUGCAGACACCGUCACACACUCCAACAAACGGCUGAAGAGGAACCUCUCUUUCAGCUGGAGAGCCCCAGCCCAGCCCAGCGGAGACCUCAGAUUCUACAUCACAGUGGUCCACUCCUAUUUCGUGUACUGGGAACGGAUCCCAUCAGACUUGGUGUAUGAUGGCACCCGCAGAAAUCGGAGUCCAGUUUAUGAUGCUAACCGGUUGACUAGGAUGAUCUCAGCAUCUCUGAUGAAAACAACAGACACAUCUUCAGUUGCACCCGUAUUUAACAGCACACAGUUCAUAAACAUCUACACAAAUUCACCCCCCACUCAUACCUCACCAGCUCAUAAAGAAACAUAUUUAGAUUCCUUUAAACAUCUCACACAUCCUCACACAUCAUCAGGCACACACACUACAACUGCACACACCCCAGUGCACACUAAACCACACGGACAUGUUUACACACAAACUCAAAAACCACCUGUGGGAACUCCAACACACAGAUCACCUCCACUGACACCUCACACCAUUCCAAAAAAAAGAAUGACCACACCAAACUCUCACACACAUGAGGAUAGGUGGCUGGUAGCACACAUUUUAGCAAAACAUCAACACCAAAGUGGUGUAUUUAGACCAACCACCACACACCCUGACCAGCAAAGAGAAGCCAUCACUGACCCUUCAACACCUGCACUUACCUCACAUUUGCAUCCACCAUCACCUUCCUUCCCAAAGUCUUCCUCAUCUUCAAUCUCACAAUUAAUUCCAAUACCAACUCCAGUUCAAUCCCCAAUCUUGACCUCAGUACCAGCCUCACCACCAGAUCCAAAAGCCCUUCCACCAUCAACCCUAAUUCCAUUCUCAAAUCAAACAACAGACAUAAAUUUUACAGCCUCAAUACCAACCCCAAAUUCCAUCCCAAACCCAGCCUCAAUACCAAGAUCAAAUUCCAUCCCAAACCCAACCUCAAAUUCUAUCCAAAACACAGCCUCAAUACCAUUCUCAAAUUCCAUCCCAAACCCAGCCUCAAUACCAAGAUCAAAUUCCAUCCCAAACCCAACCUCAAAUUCUAUCCAAAACUCAGCCUCAAUACCAUUCUCAAAAUCCAUCCCAAACCCAGCCUCAAUACCAACCUCAAAUUCUAUCCAAAACCCAGCCUCAAUACCAACCUCAAAUUCCACACCAAACCCAGCCUCAAUACCAACCCCAAAUUCCAUCCCAAACCCUGCCUCAAUACCAACCCAAAUUUCCAUCCCAAACCCAGCCUCAAUACCAACCCAAAAUUCUAUCCAAAACACAGCCUCAAUACCAACCUUAAAUUCCAUACCAAACACAGCCUCAAUACCAACCCCAAAUUCUAUCCAAAACUCAGCCUCAAUACCAACCCCAAAUUCCAUCGCAAAGCCAGCCUCAAUACCAAUCUCAAACUCAAUCACACUCCAAUCUUUACACUCAACACGUACCCCAAUCUCAAUACCAACCCCAAAUUCCAUCCCACCCCCAGCCUCAAUAGCAACCCCAAAUUCCAUCCCAAAGCCAGCCUCAAUACCUACCUCAAACUCAAUCUCACUCCAACCUUUACACUCAACACUGACCCCAAUUUCUAUACCAACCCCAAAUUCCAUCUCAAACCCAGCCUCAAUACCAACCUCAAAUUCCAUCCCAAACCCAACCUCAGUACCAACCCCAAUUUCCAUCCCAAACCCAGCCUCAAUACCAACCUCAAACUCAAUCUCUCUCCAACCUUUACACUCAACACUGACCCCAAUCUCAAACUUAAACCUAACUUUAAUACAUUCAACCCCAACCAAAAUAUCAAUCAUAUCCCAAAAUUUGAUCUUAAACUUAACUCCAGCCUCAACCUCAAAUUUAACUCCAACAUCCACUUUAUCCCCAAAUUCAAUCUCAGUUCCAGCCUCAACACCAGUUCCAACCCUAAUUCCAAUCUUAAACCAAACAACAAAGCCAAAUUUGACCUUAAUCCCAAUCCCAACACCAACCGCUACCCCAACUUUAACUUCCAUUUCCCAAUCCACAAACCCAAACACACGUUUAAGCUUAAUUCCAACCCCCACCUCAGUUUUAAUCCCAAUCUCAAACCCAACCACAGCUCCAACCUUAAUAACAAGUUUCUCACUGACCCCAGCAUCAAUCCCACCAUCAUCACUAAUCUCUAGUCCAUAUUCAAUUUUGAAUUCAGCCAAAACACAACCUUUAAAUCCAACCUACACCCAAACAUCACCUCCAAACACAACCAUAAUCCCUGUUUCAAUUCCCGUACCAAUUUCAGCCCCAACCUCGACUUCAGUCCCAAAUUAUACCUCACCCUCAAUCCCAUCAUCAACUUUACAUCCGUCAUCAACAACUCAGACACACCUUCUCACUUCUACACCAUUACACAGCUCUACUGUUCCUUCAUCCCCCCAUCCUGACCCAUCUCCAGCUCUCCAGCGCUCUCUUCUCAAUCCCCUCCCAGACAGCGAGUCCCGGGAGGACCAGCCCCAGAAAGAGGAGGGUCCCUCUGAGUCCAGCCCCCCUCAGAGGCCCAGGGAGCAACCCAGAGCUCCGGAUGAAAAAGGGGUGAAGCCAGAUCUAGUACCCAGUCAUAAAGCUUCAGAGCUGGACCUGCUGCUGCUGCUGGGUCUGUCUGCUGGUCUGGGGAUGGCUGUGGCUGUGGGCCUGAGGUACCUGCAGAGAAAACACUGCCGCAAGCGCACAGCCAUGUCACUGGGUGACCAGAGUCAUGGCAACAGCGGCGUAAUUCGUGUGCAGGAGUGUGGAGAUCUGGUUCAGGUGCGCAGGAUCCGAGAGAACAGCUUCCUGCUGCUGCAGGCCGAGUACAACCUCAUCACCACACCGGGGAGCUAGAGCCGCUAAUACAGGGGUGUCCAAACUUUUUUUGUUGGGGGCCAGAAGGAGAAAUAUAUUUGAAGUCACGGGCCACAAACUCUGUAAUAAAACAAAUAAUGAAAUAUACCACCUUAAAUAAUACUUUUUUCCUGAUUAUUUCAUUUAAACACCAUUUUACUUGACUUACUAUCUUUGACAGUGUUGUGUAAACUAAGAUUUUUCAAAUUGAUGUUUAAUUUUGUGAUGUCUCUUAAUAUUAAACUCCUUAAUUACGGCAACUUUUAGACUCUUUGCCCCGUUUUUCUGCGCUAGAAAUGUGCACCCUCUCCGCUUUUAGACUCUUUGCCCGGUUUUUCUGCGCUAGAAAUGCGCACCCUCUCUGCUUUUAGACUCUUUGGCCCGUUUUUCUGCACUAGAAAUGCGCACCCUCUCGGCUUUUAGACUCUUUGCCCGUUUUUUCUGCGCUAGAAAUGCGCACUCUCUCCGCUUUUAGACUCUUUGGUCCGUUUUUCUGCGCUAGAAAUGCGCACUCUCUCCACUUUUAGACAUUUUGCCCCGUUUUUCUGCUCUAGAAAUGCAAACCCUCUCCGCUUUUAGACUCUUUGCCCGUUUUUUCUGAGCUAGAAAUGCGCACUCUCUCCGCUUUUAGACUCUUUGAUCCGUUUUUCUGCGCUAGAAAUGCGCACUCUCUCCGCUUUUAGACUCUUUGGCAUGUUUUUCUGCGAUAGAAAUGCGCACUCUCUCCGCUUUUAGACUCUUUGGCCCGUUUCUGACACCUAGCGUUCAAACUUUGAAUCUCACAUUAUAAAAACCUGCUUAACAGCGGGCCAAAUUUCAUUCUAUUUCUAAAAUACCUCGCGGGCCGCUCCAAAAAAGGAAACGGGCCGCAAAUGGCCUGCAGGCCGUAGUUUGGACACCCCUGACGUAAACAAAUCAGUAAAAUGUUAGAUGAUUCUGUUAAGUGUUGAUGAUCGUAUCAUAAACAGCCACAGUAACUGAUAGGCAUGAUGAUGCUGUUAUGUGUUGAUCCUGUUAUUGUCCUGUAGUUGAGGAUGACAGUACAGUAUAGGGAAUAUAACCCCAGUUAUAAGCUGCAGUUUUGUUUCCUGUAUUAUGUUAAUUUACUGGUAGAGAUCAGCACAGUUCAAGUAAUAUUAGCUGAAUGCAUAAGUGAUCUAAUUAAUCUAAGUUUACUAAUAAAUGAUAUGUGUUCUCCUCUGCUUGUAAAAUAUUUUGCUGACAAAUAAAUAACAAUGCAUCAG
This is a messenger RNA of Astyanax mexicanus (Mexican tetra), 4516 nucleotides long. Its product is annotated as mucin-2. Bases 78 to 3272 code for a protein of 1064 amino acids. The record is from RefSeq and is a predicted model, not a curated record. The transcript is spliced from 5 exons. Lineage: Eukaryota; Metazoa; Chordata; Actinopteri; Characiformes; Acestrorhamphidae.